UCGCCUUGGUAGUCUUUAAUCUACUCUCAUUAGCCUAUGCCGGCAUUCAAUUAUACCAGCACAAGAUACUUGAGGACGAAGGACUUAACCAGGCGUCUUGGACACCCCUACAUCCAGGUGAAUUCGCAAAUCCCGACGACGCAAAACGCUAUUUCGAAAUGCGACUACGACCAUUUGAAUACAUAAUCAUUGGGCUUGUGACCAUAUACUUCAACAUAUUCACAUUCUUGUCAUAUAAAUUAAUGGUGGAAUUCGGUUGGGAGAAUUAUAAAAAGUAUUCCGCUGAUGUGAAAAUACGGAACGCUUACGUGGCAUUAACGAUACUGCAAACACUGAUUAAGAUGGACGUGUUCUUCGUGCUUUCUUAUGCGGUACAAUUGAUCCCCUCUCAACGGAUAGGCUACUCCGAUUCGAUGUUCGAAACAAUACUGAUCUGUGCGCUUGGACCAUUGAUGUUAUUGUUAGCGUGGUGGGCAGUGACAAAAGAACAAAAAUACGGAGUUCUAAUUGUAAUCAAUUUAUUGUGCUUAUGUGAAGGAUACUUGUUAUAUCGUCUGGUGCGAGUAAAUAUGAAACGUGACCCUGACGAUGAUCCCUAUCUGUAUACCCGAAGAUUUUUGACAUUUUUCCUUACAACAACCUUUGUACUGGUCGCGAUUACAAUAGUGUACGCAAUCAUUUGCUUCAGAAAUAUGAUAAGGGGAACUUAUGUAUUGACUGUAUUUGGUGAUGAGGAUGUUAGCAUGCCCCCAGGAGAUGCUUUCACUUUGUUUGGCGGAGUGCCACUAUCACCAGAUCUUCCAACUAGUCCAACUAGUCCAAAAAAAUCGAAUAGGAUGAGUCAGAUCGAGCAAAAUCGGGUGUCAAAGUUGAGCUCUGCGAGAAUUGUGUUGGAUUAA
This is a messenger RNA of Ambispora leptoticha, 899 nucleotides long. Lineage: Eukaryota; Fungi; Glomeromycota; Glomeromycetes; Archaeosporales; Ambisporaceae. The record is from the annotation of a GenBank genome assembly.